Messenger RNA from Mastomys coucha (southern multimammate mouse), 1315 nucleotides. It is a transcript of the gene Rasl10a, whose product is annotated as RAS like family 10 member A. NCBI's taxonomy places the organism in Eukaryota, Metazoa, Chordata, Mammalia, Rodentia, Muridae. Bases 284 to 817 code for a protein of 177 amino acids. Gene Ontology annotation, molecular function: GTPase activity; GTP binding. The transcript is spliced from 3 exons. The record is from RefSeq and is a predicted model, not a curated record.
CGAGGCCCUGCUCGCUGGCUCGCCCGCGCCGCCGACUCGGGCGGCGGCUCCCGGCGCUGGAGAGAGAAGAGGACGGAGCUGCGGGCGGGGGCGGGUCUGCACCGCGCCGGGUGCGCUCACCCUGCGGAGCUGCGGGUGCGUCCAUCCGCUCGAUCCUCCGGCCUGGCCUCUUGUGGCUCAGGUGCUGUAGGCGGCGCGAUGCGGGUAUCCCGGGCCGGGCAAGCAAGGCGCAGUACAGGCUCAUGAAGCUCCUCGGUGCCAGGCGCGGGAGCGCGGGCCAGCCAUGGGCGGCAGCCUGCGGGUGGCUGUUCUGGGUGCUCCGGGAGUGGGCAAGACCGCCAUCAUCCGCCAGUUCUUGUUUGGUGACUAUCCUGAGCGCCACCGACCCACGGACGGUCCCCGCCUCUACCGGCCAGCGGUGCUGCUCGACGGUGCUGUCUACGACCUGAGUAUCCGCGAUGGUGACGUCGCUGGACCCGACUCCAGCCCCAGAAGUCUUGAGGAGUGGCCGGACCCUAAAGACUGGAGCUUGCAGGACACAGACGCCUUUGUGCUGGUCUACGACAUCUGCAGCCCCGACAGUUUUGAUUAUGUGAAAGCCCUGAGGCAGCGCAUAGCGGAAAACAGGAGGGGACCCACCUUCAUUUGUACACAUGGGGUGGGUUCCUCUGGCCAUGGAGUCUCCACCACUGCGUCUCUCACCUCCAUCGGGCCAACAGGCCGGCGGGAGCGCCGGAGGCACCCAUCCUGGUGGUUGGCAACAAGCGGGACCGUCAGCGGCUGCGCUUCGGACCUCGCCGUGCACUGGCCACUCUAGUUCGCAGGGGCUGGCGCUGUGGCUACCUCGAGUGCUCAGCCAAAUACAAUUGGCACGUGCUGCGUCUCUUCCGAGAGCUUCUGCGUUGUGCUUUGGUGCGCACACGUCCUGCACAUCCGGCCUUGCGCCUGCAGGGGGCGCUGCACCCAGCGCGCUGCAGCCUCAUGUGAUCAGAUCGGACAGGGAAAUCUCAUGAAAGCAGGCUCCCACCCAGACUCCUGGCCACCGGACUUUUCUUUGACCUUGACUGGACCCAGCUAACUCCCAAGCAUUGGACAAGAUCAGUUUUAUCUGAGACCUUCUUGGGUCAUAAUCACAGAUGGAAAGAACCUGACUCUGAAUGUGAUCAGAAGCAUUUGUACAGCUUCUAGCACUCAUACUGAACUACAUAGAUCCACCUGCCUCUACCUCUCCACUGCUGGACUGGCUACUGGAGACAUUUCUAAAGUCAUGCCUUACCAGGUAAUAAAAACAAAAGCAAAAAACUUAAACGCACAA